AUGGAGCCAAGAAAUUACUCACAAAUUAUAGAAUUUCUUCUUCUGGGAUUUUCAGAGGCAACAGAACUGCAGCCCCUCGUAUUUGGACUUUUCCUCUCCAUGUACCUAAUCACUGUAAUUGGAAAUCUGCUCAUCAUCCUGGCCAUCAUCUCAGACUCCCAUCUGCACACACCCAUGUACUUUUUCCUCUCCAUCUUGUCCCUUGUAGACAUCUGUUUCACCUCCACAAGCAUCCCGAAAAUGCUGGUGAACAUUCAAAUGCAGAGCAAAGCCAUUAGCUACACAGGCUGCAUCACUCAGAUGUGCUUUUUAUUGCUAUUUGCAGGGUUAGAUGACUUCCUUCUGGCUGUGAUGGCCUAUGAUCGCUUCGUGGCCAUUUGUCACCCCCUUAACUACACAGUCAUUGUGAACACUCAGCUUUGUGUGUCGAUGGUUCUGGUAUCCAGUGUCAUCAGUGCCCUUCAUGCCUUGUUACAAGCCUUAAUGGUGUUACGGCUGUCCUUUUGUACAGACUUGGAAAUCCCACACUUUAUCUGUGAACUUAAUCAGGUGGUUCAUCAUGCCUGUUCUGACACCUUUCUUAAUGAUGUGGUGAUAUAUUUUGCAGCUGUCUUAUUGGCCAUUGGUCCCCUUGCUGGCAUCCUUUACUCUUACUCUAAGAUAGUUUCCUCGAUCCGUGCAAUCUCUUCAGCUCAUGGGAGGCAUAAAGCAUUUUCCACCUGUGCAUCUCACCUCUCAGUUGUCUCUUUAUUCUAUUGUACUUGCAUAGGUGUGUACCUUAGUUCUGCCACAGUGCACAACUCACACUCAACUGCAGCAGCCUCAGUGAUGUACUUGGUAGUCACACCCAUGCUGAACCCAUUCAUCUACAGUCUGAGGAAUAAGGACAUUAAGAGUGCUCUGAAAAGACUGCUUGGGAGUAAAAGUAGAAAAGAGCCAGUUGCACUAAGACUCAACAAGUGA
This is a messenger RNA of Heterocephalus glaber (naked mole-rat), 963 nucleotides long. RefSeq names its product olfactory receptor 7A17. Lineage: Eukaryota; Metazoa; Chordata; Mammalia; Rodentia; Bathyergidae. Gene Ontology annotation, molecular function: olfactory receptor activity; G protein-coupled receptor activity. The record is from RefSeq and is a predicted model, not a curated record. Gene Ontology annotation, cellular component: membrane. Gene Ontology annotation, biological process: G protein-coupled receptor signaling pathway.